GAAGAAAUUUGGUUAUGUAAUUAACUUUUUAUACUAAUUAAUUACUCUGUCAGUCCUCAACAUUCCCUCGUGCUCUUUUUCCUCUCCGAAGUCUGAACCCUAAAACAUCCCGCUUCGUGGUAACUGAUUUGGCUGAUUUUGCAACAUGACGAGGGUUUAUGUCGGGAAUUUGGAUCCACGGGUCACCGAAAGGGAACUCGAAGAUGAAUUCAGGAUCUUCGGUGUUCUUCGCAAUGUCUGGGUAGCUCGUAGGCCUCCCGGCUACGCUUUCCUCGAGUUCGAUGACGAGAGAGAUGCUUUGGAUGCAAUCAGGGCAUUGGAUGGAAAGAAUGGGUGGCGUGUGGAGCUUUCUCACAAAGAUAAAGGAGGUCGUGGAGGCGUUGGCCGUCGUGGUGGCAUUGAGGACUCCAAGUGCUACGAGUGUGGCGAGCCUGGACAUUUUGCUCGAGAGUGUCGUCGAGGACGAGGAGGCUAUGGGAGACGUAGAAGCCCUAGCCCUCGCCGUCGUAGGAGUCCAGAUUAUGGGUAUGCACGCAGGAGUAUCAGCCCUCGUGGAAGAAGAUCUCCUCCAAGGCGUCGCAGUGUAACUCCGCCUCGCCGUGGACGAAGCUACAGCAGAUCCCCACCGUAUCGUAGUUCACGCCGUGAUUCUCCUCGCCGCAGAGACUCUCCCUAUGGACGACGUUCACCAUAUGCCAAUGGGGUGUGAAACCGUAAAUGAAGAAGAAGGAAUUCGAGUGGUGCCUGUUAGGAUAUAAAAAGUAUUUGUGAUCGAACCAUAAAUGAGUUGUAGGUUUUUUUGAAUUUUAAAAAUGAGUUAAACAAAAUCUUUUGAAGGUAUUAAAAACUAAGGAUUUACAACUAAAAUAACUAAAAUAAUGUACUACUAUAUGAUUCUUGUUAUUUUCA
Molecule: messenger RNA, 909 nt
Organism: Eutrema salsugineum
Lineage: Eukaryota; Viridiplantae; Streptophyta; Magnoliopsida; Brassicales; Brassicaceae
Product: serine/arginine-rich splicing factor RSZ21
Exons: 6
Coding region: 146-709 (187 amino acids)
Biological process (GO): mRNA splicing, via spliceosome
Cellular component (GO): nuclear speck
Molecular function (GO): RNA binding; zinc ion binding
Source: RefSeq, a predicted model, not a curated record